CUCUCUCUUUCAUCUGAGAACACGUUCUGUUUCUUCUUCUCCCACCACAAGCAAAUCGACCGGACCGAACCACACCACCGCCGGCGAGCUGCGACUGCGACCACUCUCCCUCCAUCCAUCAUCGGUUUACCAUCGCAUCCUCCUCCUCAGCUAUCUUCAUCUCUCUCCACAGAAAACCCUAAUUGUUGUAAUUUGUAAGGUGAGUAGUAACUAAGGUUGAAGUGUAGACAUUGGUGGCUUAAACAAUGGGAUCUAACUCAUUAAAGGAUUAUCUAAAAAAAUAUGUGAGCAACCCUGAUGAUGACAAGAAAAACAAGAAGAAAAAGAAGAGGAAAACUCAACCACAACCAACUGGCUUGUUAGUUGUAGACGAAGAUCCAACCUGGCAGAAACCUGUAGAUCUUGGAGAAGAAAACGAUGACAAAUCGUCAGAUGAGGAGAAGCCGAUAGUUGAUGAAGACAUUGAAGUAAAGCGUAUGAAGAGGCUUGAGCAGCUGAAGGCUAGACGUGCUUAUCAUGAUAUAUCCGAGGAUGGAAGUGGUUGGGUUCCACUUUCAAAUAAUGAUACAUCUCCACCCCGUAAACAGAGGGUUCGAAAUGACACUCCUUCACCAGAACCUGAAGUGAAUCCAUCAACUUCUAAUAGAACGGGUGCUGAUUUAUCCCCUUCGUGCCGGCAGUUGAAACGCUAUGACACUCCAUCACCUGAACAGGACUCACAACAUUCUGGUGGAGGGAAUUCUGAUUUAUCUCCUCCUCGUAAACACAGAGAUCAGAGUGUUACAGAUGUAGCUCGUGAACCAAGGUCAUCUAGAUCAAAGUUUGAAGAUAGUGAUAUGUCACCUCCUCGACGGAAACAUGUUAGUAAUUCGAGUCCAGAUAUUUCCCCUCCUCGCCGUCGUAGUCAUCAAACAUCUGGAUCCAAUGGGAGAAAAAAAUAUGAAACUUCUGAUUUGGAAGAUCUUUCUCCACCUAGACGUGGUCGUCGUGAUUCCCCCUCUCAAGAUACUUUACAUGGACAAGUGUCAUCUGACCUUUCACCACCGAGGAGACGCCAGCAUAGUGUGGCAAGGUCGAGUUUAUCUGAUGUUUCUCAUCGUUCGGUGAAAGCUGUUUCGCAUCAAUCUUUGGACAGUGACCUCUCUCCACCAAGGAAGAAUCCAAAGGAGUUAUCCAUUCCAGCAUCUGUUAAUGAAAGAAAAACAGGUUUAAUUUCUGGUAAGGAUAUGAGAGAAGAGAUCGACAGAAAAAGGAAGGAUGAUUUGUUGAGACUUAAACAGAUGGACCCUGUCAUCAGUGGGCGUGGAGCUGAACCUGUAUAUCGUGAUAACAAAGGAGGACGCAUUACCAAAGAGGAAUAUGUAAAGUCAAAACAGAAAGUAGACGAAAAGCCCAAGGAGAUUAAAAUAGAAUGGGGCAAGGGCCUUGCUCAAAAGCGGGAAGCUGAGGCUAAGCUAAAGGAACUAGAAGUUGAGAAGGAAAAGCCUUUUGCGCGGACCAGAGACGAUCCUGAACUUGACAAGUUGAUGAAGGAGAGGGUGAGAUGGGGUGAUCCUAUGGCACAUCUAGUAAAGAAAAAAUAUCCAGAGCCUGUUCUUCCAAACUUGGGGGAUAGUGAUAAAAUGAGGGAAUCUGGUUUUGUUAUUCCUCAAGAUAUUCCAAAUCAUAGCUGGUUGAAGAGAGGUUUAGAAGCUGCUCCAAAUCGGUAUGGGAUUAGGCCAGGACGACACUGGGAUGGUGUUGAUCGUAGUAAUGGGUUCGAGAAGGCAUUGUUCAAGAGAACUAAUGAGAGACAAGCUAAAGACAAAGAGGCUUAUCUUUGGUCUGUGUCUGAUAUGUGAAAACUGACAUUAUAACAGUAUACAAAGGGUGGUUGAUCGUGCAAAUCUCCCAAGUAUUCAGGGAACCAGCAACAUUGGGAGGCAUGUUUGUAAUGAAAUAUGAACUUGAGGGAUUUAAUGUUGAAUAUGGCAAAAGAUUGUGCAAUGGGAAAGGCUUGGUUUCAUCAUUCUAGACACUAGAUAAUUGAUAACCCAUGGGGGCGUUUGUUUCAGGGAUUCAUAAAUUAAUCCCAGGAAUAACUUACCUGGGAAUAAAGUAGUGGGAAGUUUAUUCCUGGGUAUUUUAAAAAAAAGUGUUUGGUUAGUAUUUUAAUUUUUCAGGAAUAUUUUCAAAAAAUGUUCCCAUAAAUAGCUAAUUGUUGUUUAGUUUAGAAUAUAUAUUCCUAGAAAAAACAUGAUACAGUUACAAAAAUACCUCUACCUUGUUUCUAAA
This is a messenger RNA of Medicago truncatula (barrel medic), 2274 nucleotides long. RefSeq names its product BUD13 homolog. Gene Ontology annotation, molecular function: RNA binding. The record is from RefSeq and is a predicted model, not a curated record. The transcript has 9 exons. Gene Ontology annotation, biological process: mRNA splicing, via spliceosome. The coding region runs from base 246 to 1841 and encodes 531 amino acids. Gene Ontology annotation, cellular component: U2-type spliceosomal complex; RES complex. Lineage: Eukaryota; Viridiplantae; Streptophyta; Magnoliopsida; Fabales; Fabaceae.